Cimex lectularius (bed bug) is the source of this 3063-nucleotide messenger RNA. Its product is annotated as glucose dehydrogenase [FAD, quinone]-like. The record is from RefSeq and is a predicted model, not a curated record. Bases 160 to 1986 code for a protein of 608 amino acids. Gene Ontology annotation, molecular function: oxidoreductase activity, acting on CH-OH group of donors; flavin adenine dinucleotide binding. NCBI's taxonomy places the organism in Eukaryota, Metazoa, Arthropoda, Insecta, Hemiptera, Cimicidae. The transcript has 4 exons.
CAGUUCCCGUGCCAUUAAUUAAACACCUUUUAAAUUGUGAAUUGUUAUUUUCUUCUUUCAAGUGAAUGUGGCUCAGUUUAUUUUGUGAGUAUUCUAAGAGUAAUUUCAGAGUAUGAAAUUGCUGUAUGUCUCCGUUUUGUGGAGUUUUGUCUCUGUAAUAUGAUGUGGAUAUUGCCCAAUUCUGCUUGUAACAAGGGACUAGCAGUAAUGGAAUUAAACACGACCGAAUUUUUCACAACUUUCAUCGCUGCAGUUUCGACGUAUUAUCCAGAAGAUGUCGAUUUGAAUCGACGGCCCGUCAACUGGCCACAGGACCAAAUCCUUGACUCGUAUGAUUUCAUCAUAAUUGGAGCGGGAUCUGCUGGAUGUGUUCUGGCGAACAGACUGUCAGAGAUUUCAAACUGGAAAGUACUUUUGAUAGAGGAUGGCGGGCAGGAGACAGCCGUAUCAGACUCUCCUGCGCUAGCAGAUUUCAAUCAUAAUACAGAACUUGACUGGAACUACACUACUGUCAGUCAAUCAAGAGCAUGUUUAGCUCAAGAUGGUAACUGUGAGUAUCCAAGAGGUCAUGUGAUGGGCGGUUCGAGCACGAUAAAUGGAAUGAUGUAUGUUAGAGGCAGUUCUUUUGACUAUGACGAAUGGGAAGCCGAUGGAAACCCAGGUUGGGGAUAUAAGGAUGUUUUGCCGUAUUUCAUCAAGUCUGAGACAAUCAAUAUUCCCGAGCUCGUCGACUCUCCAUAUCAUGGAAAAAACGGUCCAAUGUCAGUGCAGCUGCCGUACUAUAAGACGCCAUUGUCACAAAUUUCGAUCACAGCCGCAGAAGAAUUUGGCAUUCCUUAUGGAGACUACAACGGGGAGAAUCAGAACAGGGUGAUGAGCGCGCAAGCUGAUAUUUUGGGCCCAUCAAGACAGAGUACUUCAAAAGGGUACCUAAACCCAGUGAGGAACAGGAAAAAUCUUCAUAUUGUAAUGAGAACAAGGGUUACUAAAAUUAUUAUAGAUCCAACAACUAAGACAGCAACAGGUGUGCAGUAUGUAAGAAAUGGGCAAAUCUAUCAAAUUAAUGCGAAGAAAGAAGUUAUCUGUUCUGCUGGGAGUAUUAACACACCUCAAAUAUUAAUGUUAUCUGGAAUAGGUCCUGCUGAAGAACUGAAAUCGUUAGGUAUUCCAGUCAUUGCAAAUCUGCCCGUUGGAAAGUACCUUAUGGAUCAUAAUCAAACCCCUCUAGUAUUUUUGAUUAAUCAAAAUAUUACUAUUACAGCAAGUGUUUAUAAGACUGAAGAAUCAAUCUUGGAGUAUUCAAAAUACAGACAAGGCCCUUUGACCACAAGCGGUUUUGAUGCAGCUGGUUUUUACAACACUGCCAAAGACCUACAGAGUCCAUCUGAUCUAGCUUUCCUAUUUUCUAGCUAUCUCCCAAAAUCAAACAAUCAAAAUCUUCCCCUGGUAAUGGCCCAUGUUUUCAACACAAAGCCACUAAGCGUUGGGAGCGUGACGAUAAAUUCAACAGAUCCUUUUGACGGACCUCUAGUUGAUCCAAAUUAUUUCGGAAACCUGAAAGAUUUUCAGGUGACGCUGAAAGGUUUGAAAAUGAUUUUGGAAAUUACCAAUACAACAGCUAUGAGGCAGCUGUCACCCCAAUUGUACAAGGACUUCUAUCCAAACUGCAAAUCUAUAGAUGACAUGAACCAAUUGUUAGUGUGCAUCAUCCAAGAAUAUUCUCUUCCAAUAUACCACCCUGUUGGAACCGCAAGGAUGGGACCAGAUCCAAAAACAUCUGUUAUAAAUUCCAACUUGGCUGUACAUGGAGUGAAAAAACUGAGAGUUGUCGAUGCAUCCAUCAUGCCUAGAAUUGUUCGGGGAAAUACAAAUGCUCCUACAAUCAUGAUUGCAGAAAAGGCUUCUGAUUUAAUAAAAAUCAAUUUCCUAAAAAAAAAGAAACUCAUAAACUUAUUGAAUUUGUUGAAAUAUAGAUAUAUAUUAUAGAAUUGCAAAGUGUAUUGUCUCAAAUUUUUAUCCUCUAGUAAUAAGUACUAAGUACAAUAUUAUGCAGCAACAAUUCUGCAUGACACAGAAACUCCUGUAAGUCAGUCCAGCCAAAAUUAUUAAACAAAUUUAUGUUGGGAAGGUAAAACUCCUGACCUGUAAUGACUAACAAAUUAAAAGAAAUAAAAUGUUCAGGCAAACCAUGGGCCAUGUAGUUUUUGGACAAAAACAAAGGACAGCGAUGACCUGAUUUUGAAUUGGCCAAACCGUACUACUUCAUGAGCAUCUCCUAACUAAUAAAAGCCUUGGAGAUUUCUUAUGUGUAGCACCCAAAAACUGGAAAAACAAUUGGCACUGCACAGAACAAGGUGUGGCUUGCCCAUGAAUCUCAAAGAUGUUCUAAAAAUUGAGGCAGCAAAAAUUUGAACGGAUGCAUGAAGCAAAUAAAUGCAAAUGGUUGCAUUUGAUGGCCUUACACACAGUUUUUUUUACCAUCUAGAAUGAAUGUAUUUAUUAGCAAGAAUUUUUGCGUUAACAUGUGGGAAUAUAGAGUAGAGACUCAUCAAAGUAGGUUAGUUAUUUUAUUUAAGUGGAGAAAAUUCGAAGUGCUGGAGCUAUGGCAGCUAGCCAGUAAGGUGAAAAAGUGCUUCGUUAAAGAAUUUGCCUUAAAGGCCUAAAAAAUCUUAAAAUUUCAAUAUUUUUCCCUUACUUUUCUCAUGAAGAUUUACAAUAUCCACAGAAAUUGUCUGUGUUCAGUCUUCAUAUUCCACCAUCGAAUAUAAAUUAAUUAAUUGAAUAAAACUAAUAAAAUCACAAAUGUCAUUGUAUCAUUUUGUAAUUCUUAUCACUAAUAUUUAUAUUCACCAUCCAAUUGAUGCUACAAAAUUGAUUAAACCUAGCUGACUGAUUUAGUUUUUGGUGAAUCAAUAAACGUGAUUAAAUAAGAGAAAGAAAGUACCAAUAAUAUUUUAAUUUUCAACUUAUGCUUGAAUCAUAAAUUUCUACCUCAAAAAUACUGUCUAAAGACCUGGACAAAUAUAAUUGAAUUAAAAUUUCAUCGGAUUUGUUUUAGGAUAU